GCGCUGAUCCCAGCACAGAAACAUGAUUGGCAGCCUGUUAUAUUAUGCGCUCUACCCACUGUCACGGUUCCUUUCCUGUCGACCCUCAGAGGCCUUGAAGAAGGGUCUCCCUCCUGCAGAAGUUAAUGGCAAGGCAGUGUGGGAUGGUAGUGCUGUCACAACCAGAAGCUUCAUCCAGUCUCAGAAUACCAUGCUGGACCAGUGGCUCAGCCCAGGCAGUGGGACGAAGGGAGAAACGAAAGAAAGGAUGAAAGAACCAAGCCAAGAAAAGGAAGACAAUACAAGCCCUGAUACAGACAAAGAACAGCUGAUGGCUGUCCUGUGUGAAGAAGCAAACAGUGAGGCAGCUUCAAAGAUGAGUGAGGUGCAGUCUGCAGUGAAGGAGAAAGAAGCAGAGAUAAUAAAUGGACGGCAACAAGACAAAGUGGAAGCUCCCGAGCAAGACAACGGGGAAAUAACUGCUCACCAAGAUGUGUUGCAUGUGAAUGAAAACACAGAAGAUGGAGGUAUUUCUCCUGCCGAGGACAUUAGUCCAGAGGCAGCUCUUGGGGCACAGUUAGAGUGCCUACAAACGGAGGACAACAAUCAAGAAACCACCUGCCCAGUGCAGGAAAUAUUAAAGAUACCAAGCCUGGAAGAGCCAGCAACUCUGGCUGAGCCAAGCAUACAAGAAACUCCCCAUACAGCACAAGAACAAACACAGAUCCAAAGCUUUGAGGAGUCAGUGACUCCGGCUCAAGAAACUGAGUGCUGGGAUGAAUAUGUGGCUCCAGCUGCUGAUGAACUGCAAAGUGGGGAGAGCAGUUCUGAGCUGGUGUUUUCCUCCCUUCUUUCCAACACUCAAUCCCACCUUAAUCUCAGCGGGCAGCAUGACACACAGACUGGCUGGCACUUUCCUGCAGGACCUGGCCUGGCAGAAGAGAUGCAGUGCCCACUGUGGCAAUUUCCAUCCGUGAGCUAUUACCCUGCAGUAGAACCGAUGGUGCCAUUUGAAGUAAUGUGGAGGGUGUGGGAGGAGAUGGAUGAGAGUGCCACUGCAGCAGAGCCGUUCACAAAGGCCUCGAUGGACUUCACUGUUAUGUCCUACAACAUCCUUGCUCAGGACCUACUAGAGGUGAACUGGGAGCUGUACACACACUGCCCCCCAGAGGUGCUGGACUGGAGCUACCGCUGCAGCCUGCUACUACAGGAAAUACAGAAAUGGGAACCAGAUAUUCUGUGUCUCCAAGAAGUUCAGGAGAACCACUACCACGAACAGCUGUAUCCAGUCCUGUCUCAGAUGGGCUACACCUGUGUGUACAAGCAGCGUACAGGGACCAAGACAGACGGCUGCGCCACGUGCUACCGUAGCAGUCGCUUCUCUGAGCUGUCAGUCACCAUGCUGGAGUUCUUCAGGCCUGAGACACAGCUGCUGGACCGCCACAAUGUGGGCCUUGUCUUGUUGCUCCAGCCAGUGGUCAUCCAGGGUUUGGAGAUCAAGGCGAAGGGCCCACCCCUCUGCGUGGCCAACACUCACCUGCUCUUCAACCCAAGGAGGGGGGAUGUGAAGCUGGCUCAGCUAGCUAUAAUGCUUGCAGAGAUGGACAGCGUGGUUAAGACCUGUAAGGCCAAAGGUGAACACUGUAACCUUAUUAUGUGUGGGGACUUUAACUCUGUCCCCCACAUGCCUCUGUACCAGCUGAUCACCACCGGCGAGCUCGAAUUCCAGGGUCUACCAGCAUGGAUGAUAUCCGGUCAAGAGGACCUGUCACACAAAGUCUACAGUCACAGACUGUUUGCUCCCCUGUGGCCCAGCAAUCUGGGAAUCUCUGACAGCUGCCAGUACACUUCUUCUGUCAAGGAGAUACCAAAGACCGAGAGUGAGAGAUCAGGUAAAGGUCAGUACAGCCACGAGUUCAUGCUGCAGCUGCGCUUCUGUCCAGCUGCAUGUGUCCGUCCUCUGGACUUAGAGCAGAUCCCAGGCGUGACUGACAACACACCAGAUGCUUCAAGGGGAACUCAGCCUUAUGAUAAAAGGUUCAGACCCACCAUCAGCCAUCGUUUAGACCUGGAGUCGGUCUACAAACACAUUCUUCCAGGCUUUGGCAAACCAGAAGUGACAACCCUGCAGUUUGAAGCGGGAGCUACUGUCGACUACAUCUUCUACACCCCAAGACGCAGCUUACCUUGCAAUCAAAACGCUGGUGGUGACGUUGCGAGUAGGGGUCUGAAGCUGAUUGGUUCUCUGUCCCUCCUAUCAGAGGAUGUCAUAAUGUCAAUGAGUGGCCUGCCCAAUCACAUAUUCCCCUCUGACCAUCUCAGUCUUCUGGCUAAAUUCCAGCUGGACCUGAAUGCUGCAUGAUGGAAAAGACUGGAUGACUCACAGUGAUGUCACAGGAUGAGCAUAUUUCCGUUCAGAUGGUUCAGGUCUCGCUCUGUACACGUUUUCUUCGUCAGUAUGAACACCAUUACUUGUGGUUCCCUGGCAUCAAAGGAUUAUAGGUUUGUAACUGAAGAUAAGUUAAUGUUUUUGUUUGAAAGAGCCGGGAAAUAUAAUAUAACAAAGGCAACGAUUGCUGCAGUUCUUCUUGGUGUGAUAACGCACCAAUCUGUUCAUCUGUGCUUUUUAAUUUAUUUUAAACCAAAUUUCCAAAUGACAAUUAGAUCUCUCUGAUUUAUGAAUCAGUUCUAUUUUUUCAGAUGGUAAAAUACUGAAUAAAUAUUUUCCAUUAA
Messenger RNA from Epinephelus lanceolatus (giant grouper), 2712 nucleotides. It is a transcript of the gene angel1, whose product is annotated as angel homolog 1 (Drosophila). NCBI's taxonomy places the organism in Eukaryota, Metazoa, Chordata, Actinopteri, Perciformes, Serranidae. The record is from RefSeq and is a predicted model, not a curated record. Gene Ontology annotation, molecular function: 3'-5'-RNA exonuclease activity.